Messenger RNA from Passer montanus (Eurasian tree sparrow), 1197 nucleotides. RefSeq names its product PTTG1 interacting protein (gene PTTG1IP). The transcript is spliced from 7 exons. Gene Ontology annotation, biological process: protein import into nucleus. NCBI's taxonomy places the organism in Eukaryota, Metazoa, Chordata, Aves, Passeriformes, Passeridae. Gene Ontology annotation, cellular component: cytoplasm; nucleus. Bases 165 to 671 code for a protein of 168 amino acids. The record is from RefSeq and is a predicted model, not a curated record.
AGGACAGGCGGGGUUCGCCAGGCCCGGGGGUCUCUCUGCGCGCUCCAGCCGCUCCACCCGCCGCCCCCAGCCGCUGCAGCCCCGCGGGGCCGCCCCCGGCCCGCCCCCGGCCGGCCCUACAUAGCGGCGGUGCCGCCCCCGGCGCGUCCCGGCCCCGCUCCGCCAUGGCCCCGGCGCUCCGGCUCUGCGUCCUGGCCCUGGCCCUGCUGCCCGCCGCCGUCGCCGCGCAGGAGGUGGCCGGAGAUUGUCGCCAGUAUACGAACAGGAGCUGUGAAGAAUGCCUGAAAAAUGUCACUUGCCUGUGGUGUGCCAGCAGCAGGAGGUGCAUGGAGUACCCCGUCCGAAGAAUCCUCCCGCCGGCCGACCUGUGCGAGCUCCGCUCGGCGCGCUGGGGAGUCUGCUGGGUGAACUUUGAAGCCCUGAUCAUUGCAAUGUCCGUGGUGGGAGGAACACUUCUGAUCAUGUUGGGGGUCUGCUGCUGCUGCUGCUGCUGUUGUAAGAAAAAGAGCAAAAAGCCAGACAAGGAUGACGAGAGAGCAGCCAGGGAGCGGGAGAAGAGGCGGGUUCGGCAGGAGGAGAGGAGAGCAGAGAUGAAAUCACGGCAUGAUGAAAUCCGAAGAAAAUACGGCCUGUUCAAGGAAGAGAACCCUUACGCAAAAUUUGAGAAUUAGCAUCUCCAGACACACCCACCCACCCUGGUGAACAGUGCCUUCUGCAGAGCCAAAAGUCUCCAGGCUUCCCCCCACCACCAUGGUGCCACUUCAACUGCCACAGAAGAUGACCCAAAUCCUUGGUGACACCAUUGUCCCCACUCCAGGUGCUUGGUCUGCCCAGACUUUGCUCUUGCCCUGCUGGUGCAAGAAACCGUGGUGGCAAUACUGGAGGAUGGAGCAUUUCUUCUCACUCACCCCAGGGUGGUUGUGGUGUCCAAAGCAAUGCACAUAACAGUCCUUGUCCCAGCCAAGGGCAAAAGCAAUGUCACACAUCUCCCUCACUCCUGCCUCACCAAGAACACUUCAUGCACACAGAGCUAGCCUCUUCUGCUCUUCUCCCCCCCUUUUUUUUUUCUUUUAGUAUACGCAAAAGCCAGCAAGAGUUUCCUGACGUAAGGGCUAGCAGGAGGCUUUGGCUGUCACUCCAGGUGCAUGCACUUAUCCCAGCACAUUAGCAGUCCUCUCAAAGAGCACAAGUUUCUGG